Messenger RNA from Lethenteron reissneri (Far Eastern brook lamprey), 2592 nucleotides. RefSeq names its product protein S100-A1-like. NCBI's taxonomy places the organism in Eukaryota, Metazoa, Chordata, Hyperoartia, Petromyzontiformes, Petromyzontidae. The record is from RefSeq and is a predicted model, not a curated record.
UCGAGGCCUGAAGACAUCGAGACAGCGCCCUGGGACUUCCGACCCCCGUCCCUUGUCAGGGCCAGGUCCGAACGGCCCAGUGGCGGCACCCGUUACCCUGGCAAGGUCGGGUGAGCAGAGCCUCCCCUAGGUCCCUUAGCGGAGGAAUUCCCGAUAGCAGAAUAUAGUGUGAGGGCACACUAAGUGUGAGGACGUAUCCUCUAGUCUAGGCUAUCGGGUGGGAGAGGCCGUUACCUCUCCGUGUUAGGGACGCUCUUAGUCGUUACAAAGGGAAGUCUCUGCCGACUUAGUCAGCACUACACAUGUCGACGCGGGGGCAACACAAGUCUUGCCGCCUAGUGACGGCAUCCCAGCGCCUCAUGGGAGACGCGUGCCAACUCCACCAAUGACGAUCACGCUGCCCUCAAUUAUGGUCGUUCGGAGUUCUAAUAGCAACGUGUUCUUAUCGUUUAACACAGUUUGACGCAGUCCACAUUGUCAUCAAUUAUCCGUUUUAAUAAUCUCAGUUCAUGUCACCUGCUCUGAUAUACAGUGGCAAAAUGUUGGUCAAUCUACUGCUGUCAAAACACAGUGAUUAAAUACCUCUGGUGUACCUGUUUACAAUGCUGGGUGGUCAUUGGUUCAACUGCCGCUCGGAGAGAUCGAACCCGAAGACCUCUGCAUUACUCAUCCAGUGAGCAAACUUUGACACCACUGCAGAUCCACGUACAUGUGUACAUAUCAGUCAAAUCUUGCAGUGAAACGCGGGUAUCUCAUUUGCGUACAAUAAUUACAGCACGGGUUGUGGUGUCGGAUGCUCGUGACGAUGUAGAUUUAAUUUAAUUCGUCCCCGUGCAAACUCCUCCACUCCCUCCAUCAAGCGCCCGCUUGAUGACAAUGUCGGGGCCGCUUGGCACGUGCCUCCCAGUCCAUUGUCUGUUGAUGUUGUUGCUGCUGUGCUCUGGCAUCACGGACUUCCCUUGUAAAUUAGCCGGAAAACAAGAUAAGCAGGACCAAUCAAAAAAAUUAUCACUCAAUCGCACAAUGAGAGCGAGCAGGUGUGAGAGGUGACGUCACUGGCCACCCUGCAUAAAAGCCGCAGCGGGAGGGGGCAACAGUCGUCGUUGAAGCCGCGGACGUCUUUUUCAGAUUUCUCUUGCGUACUGACUCGACCGUGCAUCUCUUGUGAAGAUGAGCGACCUCCAUGCAGCCACCCUGAAGCUCCUGUCCACCUUUAAUGAACUCGCCCGCGACAGUGCUGUGAAAGAUUGUCUGAAGAAGGAAACCUUCAGGAACUUCCUGAAGGGGGAUAAGGGCAAGAGUCUGAUCCAGAAUCCCGUGGAUGGGUUCGUGGUGAGCCGCAUCCUGAGGGACCUUGGUGAUGACAAAGAUGGGCAAGUCGACUUCCUCGAGUUCGUGAUCACGAUCGCCGCCUUGAAGUUCUGCUGCCACCCGAACUUCCGAGCGCACCACGAGCGGAAUGGCAGGAUCCACGCUGUGUCUGCAUUCCAAGUGUAACGCGGCUGUUGCAUGAUACGAAUAAUAUGAAAUAAACCGUGUGAUAACAUCAACGUGGCGUGCUUGUGACCUUGAUACUCUAGGUCAGGGGUCGGCAACCUACGGGUCCGGAGCCGCAUGCGGCUCUUUACGGGCUGCUUCUUGACGGUAUGUGCUCAGAUGCGUUGCGGCUCUUGAAAUACUGAAUUUUGUACCGAAUUGGAAAGAAAUGGCUCUUGUUAUUUUGGUUGCCGACCCCUGCUCUAGGUAUAAAAACACGCGCAGUGGUUAUCCAUGCACGGUCCUUUUGAAAUGUCCAGGAUGAGUAGUGAUAUGUAGUGUGCCAAGACUCUUUUCCUGCUUGCAGUUCUGGUUUCAUAACUGGAAAGAUUAAUAUAGCUGUGCAGCACUACAUACCGUAGGCUAGGCUUCACUAUUAAUUUUCAUACCUUCGUUAACACUCCCUGCGCAUUUGUGUGGGAUGGAACUUUUGAUUAGCACGUUAUCUGGAUUGCUCAUUUACGUAUACUUAUUACAGCAGGAGUUGUCGGCUGCGAGUGACGAUGUAAAUUUAAUUCGUCCCCAUGCAAACUCCUCCCCUCCAAGCGCCCGCUUUAACAAUGCUUGGCACGCGCCUCCCAGUUCAUUGUCUGUUGCUGUGCUCUGGCAUCACGGACUUCCCUUGUAAAUUAGCUGGGAAACUGCAUAAACGGGACAAAUCGCACCGUGAGAGCGAGCAGGUGUGAGUGGUGAUGUCACUGGCCGAGCUUCAUUAAAGCCGCAAAGGGGGGGAGGAGGCAGCAGUCGUCGAAGCUGCAGACGUGGUGUUGCAGGUGCUUUCGCUUCUUACUAUAGAUAUCCGUGGAGAGGCAGGAACCCUGGCUGUCGGGCCAGGGGUUGCCUUGCCAACCUCGAGUGGUUUUGGAGACCUGCCGUGACGAGCGAAGAAGACCAGUUCAUGUCGACAGCUGCGGAGGUGGGAACUGCCGCCACUCGACCAACUGGAGGACUGGGGUCCGUUAAGGAGAGCGAUGUGGCGCAGGCGUCAACCUCGAGUUCGUGAUCACGAUCGCGGCCUUGAAAUUCUGCUGCCACCCGAACUUCCAAGCUGAAUGG